ACGCCGCUGUUGCCCUUUCCGGAGAGCAGGAGCAUGCGUGUGAAAAAAAUCAGACUCUUUAGUAUCCGUGCUUGUAACCACGUGGAUACCACGUACAGACAGUCCAAAUAUGCACUUUUUAUUUAUUUUUGACUGAUAUAUACAUAUAUACUAUAUAACAUUCACGAAUUGAUAAUUUUUUUUUGUUUAACUUACGCUCAAAAUUAUGUUCGACUAACAUUGAACUUCGACUAUAUGAUAAAAAAACGAAGGAAUGUUGGACCUGAUAUCGAUAAUAAUGGUAUACUUGAAAAACACGAUUUUGAAUGUAUGGCAUUAAAGAUGACGCUGAUCGAAGGAAAAGGAGAAUUCAAUUAUAAUAGAUACCAAGAAAAUCUUCAUAUAAUGCUCUCUUUAUGGGAAGAGAUUGCAGAAUUAGCAGAUUUUAAUAAGGACGAUAUAGUGACAAUAGAGGAAUUCAAGGAAGCCGUUCAAAGAAGUUGCGUCGGUAAAGAUUAUCGAGAUUUUCCACAAGCAAUGAAAAUGUUUAUAGACAGUCAUUUCAAGAUAGUUGAUUUAAAUGACGAUGGUGUCAUUGCUGCUGAUGAAUUUCGAUACAAUUGCGUUACUAGAAUAGCCGUGGAUAACGUGAAUAUUCUCGAUGAAGCUUAUCAAAAUCUUCUCAACGACGACGAUAGAAGACGUGGCGGUUUAACUUUAUCACGAUAUCAAGAGUUAUAUGCACAAUUCUUGGGCAAUCCUGAUGACAACUGUCCAGCAGUGCAUCUAUUUGGUCCUUUACACGAAUUGUGUUAACAAAUUAUUGAAAAAUUAUAGUAACCUUUUUGUGCGUGCACAAAAGACAACGUAUUUAAUUUAAUUAAAAUAUGGGAAAAAAUAAUUAUAACACAUGAUACAAACAGGAGAGAAUUUAUUCUUAAUGUGUUAACAACACAAUUCUCUCUCCGUUAGCUUUGGUACCCUUAACACGCUGUUUAUUACGAUGGAUUAAUUUGAUGCCUAUCCACUUUAUUUAAUGUAUUGCAGAUUGAUCUCAAAACCAUCAAUGAUAUGCAAUCUCUUAGAAGGGUUAUACAUUGUUAAGCGAAUCCAAAUAUAUUACUUCUCAUAUAUUAUCAGGCGAUAAACAUUUAUAUUGGAUUUGCGAUAUCAUUCACACAUCGAAUGUAUACUUUACAUAGAAUAUUGAAUUUACAUAAGAUAAUCAACAAGAUAUACAAAUUUAAAAGACAGAAUAAUACUCCGUCCUCUUUUGGAGCAUUCAUCUGGAUGUAGUAUAUCCUAGUAAUAUUUUUAAAUGUAUCGACUAACAAUUUCACCUAUUGAGUUUGUAACAUGUCUAUUUACUGUUUGUAGUUAGUAUAAAAGUUAUAUUUCAUAUAAAAUUUAUAUACUUAACUUUGUGAAAAAAGUUACAAAUUCUGAAGGAAAAAGCAUCACAAACACCGUGUAAUAUACUCGUGUAAGAUUAAUUAUUCAUUCGUCAAUUUUUCAUUUACAACCAAACAAUACUGCAAUAAGUCAUACUACGUAUCGCAAAACAGAAUAUCUAUAAAGUGAGUAAUUAAAUUUACUUACUAAAAAA
Messenger RNA from Vespa mandarinia (Asian giant hornet), 1585 nucleotides. It is a transcript of the gene Scp1, whose product is annotated as Sarcoplasmic calcium-binding protein 1. Lineage: Eukaryota; Metazoa; Arthropoda; Insecta; Hymenoptera; Vespidae. Gene Ontology annotation, molecular function: calcium ion binding. The record is from RefSeq and is a predicted model, not a curated record.